Messenger RNA from Camellia sinensis, 2941 nucleotides. RefSeq names its product F-box protein At2g32560. The record is from RefSeq and is a predicted model, not a curated record. Gene Ontology annotation, molecular function: protein binding. Lineage: Eukaryota; Viridiplantae; Streptophyta; Magnoliopsida; Ericales; Theaceae.
AUUGGGUCACAUUUUGUGGUUGGUCGGCCGGCCUUACCUCCGACCUCUUGUCCGUCUAGAGAGAGAGAGAGAGAUUAACUGUUGGUUUCUGAUAGGAUAUCCAUACAAAAAGUUUCAUUACUCCAUUGUCAUCUUUUUAACAGUGAACCAACCACCACAAUCCGAUAGACAAAGCAAUUCUGUUUUACUGCUUUCGUAUUUUUUGCCCAGUACCUGUUUGUUUUUUUGCGUAACAGACAUAUUGAAGUGGUAUGUGUGGGGGUUAAAGGAGGAGGAUUUGGUGAGUUGUGAAAGAAUCUGAUGGACUGAUGGAAUAGGAGGAGGAGGUGAGAGGGCCCCACUUUCUGCAAGUUUUAAAUUCAUCAUCUUCUUCAUCAAUCGAUUUCCUCAUCUUCUCUUUUCCCACUUGGAUUCUCUCUCUCCUUUUAAGUUUUUGUUUCUUUACUCUGUAAGUAGUAGUAAUAAUAAUAAUAAUAAUAGAUCUUUUUAUUUUGUUGGUUACACCUAAUUUUGCUUCAAUCCCAACUACCCAGAUCUCCUUCUCACCUUAUUAUUUUCAAAUAGGUUUGUAUUUGUUUCACUGCAACUCAGAGAUUUGUAGAUACGGGUCUUUGUAUCUAGACCCAUCUUUUCUUUUUUCUUUUUUUAAUAUCUUCUCCUUGAGAUUUCCCAGUAGUCAGAGACACCCAUAGAUUGCUCUGAAUUCCCCACUCUCUGGAUUCAACCAAGAUUAGCUAUUUAGUUACUCUCUGUCUCUCUAGAUGUAAUUGACAGGGCAAAGAAGCAAUUCUUGAACUUUCUUUGGUUUCCAGAUUGGUUUUUGUGAGCUCCACACGAGUUUGUCCUCCAUUUUAGUUUAGACUUGGACAACAGCGAGGCCCACUAUUUGGUUUGCUGGGUUUCGUGGAAUCGAUAAAAACCCAAGUUUUUGGAAAGGAAGUUGGAGAUCCUUUUCUUGUUCUUUGAAUGGUAUUUGCCACUGCUUUCCCACAAUUGAUUCCUUAACUUUGAUCAUCAUCAUUUAUGCCGAACUCAAAUCCAACCCAUAACCCAAAUCCUGUUUUCAAAUGUUUUUCUUCUUGAUCACUUGCCUCUCCUUCAUCUUCUUUUACAAGUCCCUCCCCCUCAAGCCCCUCCCAAAGUGGGCUCAUGAGAUGAGACUCUUACCCUUUUAUUUUUGGAAAGAACUAUCAUUUUUUCACAUUAGCAAAUUGAUAAAGAGCAGCCUCUUUGACAAUUUCAUUCCAAUUCCGUCGACAAUGGCAAUGAAGAAGAAGACUCCGAGCUCAAAAGUUGAGAAUGUUGAGGAAACAACAGAGACGUGUGUCCUUGAUUUACCCGAAUUGAUUUUGGAGAGCAUUCUAGAGAGGCUUCCAGCAAAUGGGCUUUGUAGUAUGGCCAGUGUAUGCAAUUCUUUGAGGGAUAAGUGUUCGAGUGACCACCUUUGGGAAAGGCAUAUGAAGCAGAAAUGGGGUCGAAUUAUCGGUCCUGCUGCACACCGCAAGUGGCAGUGGCAUACAGCUUCCAGAAAAGAUUGUGGCUUCCUUGAUCGAAGCCAGCGAAGAGGCUUGAUCAAGUCUCUUUCUCAUCUCUGGCCUCUUUCGCUAAUUAGAUCAAAUUUUGACAAUAUUAGCAAGAGGAAUAGUUCUCUGCCCGUUGAUUCAAUUAUGUCUUGGUAUAUUGCUCUUGAGACUGGCAAGUUCUGGUUUCCUGCACAGGUCUAUAACCGUGAGAAUGGGCAUGUUGGGUUUAUGCUGUCAUGCUAUGAUGCAGAGCUUUGCUAUGAUCCUCACACUGACACUUUCCAGGCCAGGUAUCCACCACAUGGAAGAAGGCCAGUUGCAUUAGAGAACUGUGUGACUUGGGAUAGGCUAAGGGCACCUCCUAUCGAUACUUCCCCUCAUGAUCUUCACAACUCUGAUUGUUUGAAUGAAUUAUGCCCCGGAGAUCACAUUGAGAUUCAGUGGAGGAGAAACAAAGAAUUCCCUUAUGGUUGGUGGUAUGGUGUUGUAGGUCACUUGGAAUCAUGUGAUGGGAGUGACAAUUACUGUAGUUGUCAUGAAAGUGGCACAGUGGUGCUGGAGUUCAACCAAUACGCUCCUGGUUCACGGUGGAGACGAACUUUCCUCAACCGGAAAAACCAUCGUGAAGAAGGAAAUGAGGCAGAUGGGUUUUAUGGCGGAGUUAGAAAACUUCACAACAAAGAUGAGAUUUCCACGUGGAGGGAACUUUGGCCACCAGAAGUUCUGGAAUAGGCCUCAAAUUGAAAUAAGGCUUAAUACCACUACUGAUUGCAGUAUGGACAUAGAAGGUUAAUUUCGUUCCUAUUUUCCAGUUCAGUUGCAUCAAUCUGGAGUCCUUGGUUGUUUGGUGCAGCUUAUAUAAGUUGGCUAUAGCUUCUUUUUUUAUUUUCGAAGUCUGUGCCGGACUAUGUAGUUCAACUUCUACUUACAGCUUAUUAGGAAAAAAUAGCUUAAAUAAGUUGGGGGAAAAAAAAGUUGAUUAUUUGAAGUUGGGGGAGAAGUGCUUUUGGUUUCUACUUUCUAAUUAUCAGUUUUCAGCUUACAAAAAUUUGCACCAAACAGGUUUCUCUUCUCUUUUAGCUUAAAAAUAUUUUUCCCGUGGUUAGUGAUGGAACUGAGGUUUUACUGGGCAACAUGGAUGCUGGCAUGCUGCACCUCAAAACUGCACAGUUUUGGGUGUUUUAAGUUAAAAAAUAUAAGUUUUUUCUACAAUUCAAACUUAAUGCCCUCCAUAAUUGCAUGGUUUUGAGGUGCAAUUUCACUGUUGCCCAGUAGGGACCCCAAUUCUGGAAAAUUAGCAUGGAUACUUCGUGCAACCAAGCAAUUACCAUCUCUGUGUAUUUGUAUGAUAAUUUACCAAUUUGUAUACAAAUAUAUUCGACUAUUGAAUUCCAUUUGGUUACCUGUAGAAUGUGUUA